CGGCAAUUGUUGUUGCAACGUUUGAGCACCGAAGCCAAGUUUGGAUAUUGGUAAGAACAAUAUUCUUUACCAUGCUAAAAUUAAGCAAUGCUUUCUGUGUAAUGAUAUCACUGUUUUCCUCUGCACAGCGAUGCCUCAACUAUCUUCGGAUCUAUAUAUAUUCAUACAUGCAUAUAUGUGACGCAAAGUAGCCGAGUCGCGAACAUUCAGCAUUUAAUACCAAUAAAAUCCAAGAAUCUAAAUCUACCGAAAUUAAUUUCAUUGUUCCGCUUCGGAAUGAAAAUAUUGUUAAGGUAAUAGUCAUUGUAUCAUUAGGAAACAUUGCUAAAUUUCAAAAAUACCUGUCAGAACUGGUAAAUUUACAGCAGUGAAGCAAAAUAUCAAAGAACUACUAGGAUUUGAAAGCUUAAUUCAUGCAUCAUUAAUUAUAUCUUUUAAAAUGGAAACAUUGUUUUUAGUUUGCGUUCUUUUGUUCUCAAGUGUUAUAACACAUGCAGGAUACUUCAACAAUUGUAGCCCAGCUUUGUGUUCAGAUGGCGCAUCGGAACGUUGUUCGUGUCAACCAGACUGCUACCUCUACAAUGGAUGCUGUUCUGACAUUAUUAAUAAGACCUCUUCUAUCACAAACUACCCAACUAUCAGUUGCCGAAAAGCUGGUGAUCAUUAUGCUUAUCAGUUUGACCGUUGUCCAGAUAACCACGAUGUUAUUGAGUAUGUUAACAACUGUGAAAAUCCUGACUCACAGGAUCCACUGCAGAUCAUUCCUGCUUUUGGUAAAACAAGUAAAAGACUCUACAGGAACCUGUAUUGUGCUCUGUGUCAUGGAGAGGAAUUCAUUCUCUGCAAUCUUUUAUAUAACUGCGACAGAAUCUCUAAUGUCACACUUGAAAAUAUAUCAAAUUAUCUCAAGGAUAGCUGUACGCCAACAGCAGAGCUUCAAUCAUAUUUGAUCAAAUAUUUGCAUCAUUGUACUCCAUAUAUUUCGAAUUGUCCUCAAGAUAACAAUAAUAAGGAACAAAUAAUGGCAUGUGAGUCUGAGCCAAUGGCAUUGAUAUAUACGGAGUCGAUCGCACACUACUUUGUAAAUGGCAUGUAUAAAUUUCCUAAAGUUUACAAAAACAAAGGUUGUGCUAUAUGCAACGGGUUUUCCAGUGAUAUUUGUGAAGUGAAUUAUCAUGAAAUAGCUGGUAGUGGAGGAACUGUUCCUCUAACAAUACUUUUUGAUUAUGAUACCAAUACUGUAAAGGUAAAUGAAUUAAGCAAAGCGAAAAAUAGAUAUGUGCUGUCUCCCUCCUGUCCAAAAUACACUAUCUACGAUUUGAGAUUUAAGAAAUGUCGACAAGUUAUCUACCAUCCGCCGCUAAAAUGUAUGACAACAAAAUUAAAUGAAUCUGAGUAUUACAUCACUAAUGAUGGUCUUCUCUACUUAAAUAAUACCCAACGUUUGCUAAACCAAUCAGAAUUCACUCGUGAUUCUCAAGGUAUAAUAAGUAUCUGUGUAAACAAUGGUACCAAUAAUAUAUCAAAUAUCAAUGGUGUAUCAAAAUAUUCCGUAGCUGGGAGCUAUAUCACAUUAGUGGGACUCGUAAUCUCAAUUCCAGCUCUAGCAAUCACCAUUAUAGUCUAUCUCUGUAUACCUGAUCUCCGUACCUUACCAGGUAAAUUACUCAUUAGUCUUUUGUCAGCACUGUUUGUAGCUGAGCUUCUCUUUCUUAUCUCAUCACAAGUCACUACAUCUACAGUGCUGUGUAAAUCUUUUGCUGUAGUAAUGCAUUAUUCGUUUCUAGCCACUUUCUUCUGGAUGAAUGUCAUGUCAUUUGAUGCCUGUCACACUUUCUCAGGACUCACACAACUUCGAAAUAAAGGAAAACAUACCAAGAGAUUUGUAUUGUAUUCCUUGUAUGCUUGGAUCUGUCCACUUGUAAUAGUAACAGUAUCACUGGUAUUUGAGUAUAUUCCUGGAAAUCACGGACUUUCCCCAGAGUAUGGAAAAGAUAUUUGCUGGAUUAAAAAUGGAAAAAGUCUGCUAUGGUUUUUUUUAAUCCCUGUAAUGUUUAUUUUAUGUCUUAAUAUCAUAGCGUUUAACCUCACCGCUAGAGGGCUCUAUUUGGCACGCAAACUCUCUUCGAAAUAUUUAUCAAAACAUAAGAAAUUGGAGUUUAUCAUUUGUGUAAAACUAUUCUUUAUCAUGGGGCUAACAUGGACAUUCGCAUUUCUGUAUACGUUUACAAGAAUUGAAGAAUUUUCUCUAUUAUUUUGUAUUUUAAACUCAUUCGUUGGAUUACUUAUAUGUUUAUCGUUUCUAUCAACAAGUAUUGUUCGACGCAGUAUUUUUCAGAAUCUGCAAAAAAUUACAAAAACAUCCACAAAAGAAUCUGUUGAUGUUAAUUUCGCUCAUGAAACAACAUCAACGAAUAUAACUCCGUAGGUGUGCCGUCAAGCUAACCAAUGUGGGUUACUCAAUAUCGUCAGUGGAAUGAAGAUGGAAAUAAUGGAUAAUAAAUUAUAUAUUAAAUCUUAAUAAAUGACAUGAUGGUUCUUACUAGAAUACUUUUGACUAUAGAUCUUCGACACUAUGAAUCAGCUGAGGUUACAAAGUUCAACAAUUAACAACAUUCUGAAAUGAAAUUCCUAAAAUGCCGAUUCGGAAAAAAAGAAAUGAAAAAACAAAAAGAAAAGUUAUGUUUUCUAGAUUCUAUUUGAAUUCGUAUAAGAUAAACGCCUUGCAAGUGUGAAGGGUACGUGCAUAUUUCUUUCAGGAACUUGCCCUUUUAUUUUUGGCCAUUUCUUCUGUUCUUCAAUAUAUUAAAAUUUUCACGUCCACCUGAGCUGUUGAACGGACUCACUUUUUGCUGAAAACCCCAUAUAGUUAGUAAUUUUAUUGUAUCCUUUUUUUCUAUCCUUUUUUGUAUCCCAUUUAUAUUCUGUUGACCUAACAUUUUACGAAUAUGUGGGUUUUAUGAAGUUUGAGCUCACUCAUGUCUCUCUCCCUGUCUUUUAGUUCGGUCAAACGAUUUUAAAUGGUUUUAAAUAGUCUCGUUCACUUCCUAUAUUAUAUAAUCUCUUCCUCACACAUUUGGAAUAAUCACGAUAUACGUUUUGGAAAACGCUUUGAAAAACAUUUAUUACGUCACAUGUAACGGGAUUUGUAGAGACACUAGUGUGUGUGAUAAUAGUCUACCACUCAUGUAUCGCAUUUCUAUGCCGACUCUAUUAAAAUAUUAUUAUUCGUCGCUUUCAGUUAUCCAAUUAAUUCUCUAAUAAUCAGCUCUUAUUUGUCCAGCAAGCAAAAUGUUGCUGGGCGUUUCCCUUUCUGUCCGUAAAACGUUAUCUACGGAGAGAUCUGAUGUUAAAAAGAAUGCUGACAACAUCGCAUCAGUUUUAUAAUAUUUUCAACAAAUCUUUUGGUCUUUUUGCAUAAGAAAAUAAUUGUUUCACCUUGAGCAAAAUCAGUUUAUUGUAAACGCUAUUUCUAAUUGUGGUAUUACUUCCAUAUAAAUGUGUUAAAUCAAUGACAAUAAAUUCUAUCCAAACCACAAUAUAUAUACCAUAUAAUAAUCAGACGCUGUCGACUCCUUAGUCGUUAUUCUUAUUGUAUAAUACAUAGUAAAACAACGGGAUUAAAUGAAUCAUAAUAUCUUGUCAUUAAUGAUGAGCAUUUUAACUUACAUACCCUAUGUCUGUAAUAUUAAAUUAUAUAAAGAGAAUAUAAUAAAAAGCACUUCAUAAAUACAAAAUUUCUUUUUUUAUUACGUGUUGAAUAUCCAUGUUCCUCUUUAGGUUUAUGAAGACUGAAAAGCCUCUCUGUUAUAGUCAUUCUUUCUAUUAAUAUAGCUUGCCUGCUGCUAUUUCAAAUGCUGAACGAAAUUUGAAAGUUAUCUUCCACGAAAGUUACCGAUAUAGUUUGAGCUUCUCAAUAAACGUUAUCAUUAGAUUUUAAGUAACAUUACUGCAGGUUUCUGUGUAAACGUGAACUGAUAUUGCUAAUGUUGUUGGGAAAGCGUAACAUUUCUUGUCUUAUCCGUUCUCUGAAUCGAGUCCAGUCAAUAUUAAUUCUGAUAGCUCGGCUCGUGUUGUAUAUUUCCAUUUACGUAACUAAUUUAUAUGAAUUUGCUAGAAGGAAAAAAAAUGUCCCUUUUUUAUAAUUAUCUAAAUUGCAAAACCUUUGCGCUAAUAUAAUUAUGAAAUCAAAGCUAUUAAUCAAUACCGUUUCAUUUACUGCUCUAUGAAUUACAAUAGAUUUUGCUAAACUAUCUGAGAUUUUAA
Messenger RNA from Octopus sinensis (East Asian common octopus), 4266 nucleotides. Its product is annotated as G-protein coupled receptor Mth-like. Gene Ontology annotation, biological process: cell surface receptor signaling pathway; G protein-coupled receptor signaling pathway. The coding region runs from base 440 to 2428 and encodes 662 amino acids. Gene Ontology annotation, cellular component: membrane. The transcript is spliced from 2 exons. NCBI's taxonomy places the organism in Eukaryota, Metazoa, Mollusca, Cephalopoda, Octopoda, Octopodidae. Gene Ontology annotation, molecular function: G protein-coupled receptor activity. The record is from RefSeq and is a predicted model, not a curated record.